UGUGCUGCUAUCCAAAUGGGAAUAUGGAUAUUUUCGUCUUUCUAAAAAUAUUGGAACAACACACAGAUGACGUGUCGGAUUGUGAAUGGUAGUGUUCACGGAGCACCAAAAGUUCAUGUUACGAAAUUACCCUUACGCGUUUACUAUAUAUAUCCCUACUUUGUGUUCACCAUUCGAAAACACAUUACAAAUUCUCUUUGUUCCCUCCACACUCUUGAGAAAUCGUUUUCUUCGAGUCACUCCUACAAUGGAUUGCAUAAACAGUAUUGAUAGAUCCGCUUUCGUUGCCAUUGCGCCGGAAUCUCCGUUCAUUGCGACCGGAACAAUGGCCGGAGUAGUAGAUCUGUCGUUUAGUUCAUCCUCUAAUCUCGAGAAUUUUUAACUCGAUUUUCAGUGCAGCGAUCGUGAGCUGAACCUAGUAGGUCAUUGCAAAAGCUCUGAGCGGUUUAAUCGACUCGCUUAGGGAAGUUAUGGAUCUGGAUCUGAUGGUCACAUCGCCGGUGGCCUCUUUGACGGGAACAUCGGUUUAUGGAAUCCAAUUCGUCUGGUUCGUGGUCUUGAAUUUAAUGUCAAGUCCCCAAAUAAACUUGCUUCUGGGACUGAUGAUGGUACAGUUUGUAUUUGGGAUUUAACAAAUCCUUCAAAGCCUUGUCAUUAUCUAAAGGGUACUGGUUCUUAUAUGCAAAGUGAAAUCUCUUCUAUAUCAUGGAAUAGAGAGUUUCAACAUGUUUUAGCAUCUACCUCAUACAAAGGGACUACUGUGAUAUGGGAUGUGAAUAACGAGAAGGUUAUAACAGACUUCAAAAAUACCGUUAGGUGCUCAAUUUUGCAAUGGGAUCCUGAUAAUUAUAAUCAGAUAAUGGUUGCAUCAGAUGAAGAUAGUUCACCAAAUGUGAAGCUUUUGGACAUAAGGUAUCUACAAUCACCUGUUCGCACAUUUAUUGGCCACCAAAAAGGUGUGAUUGCAAUGGAGUGGUGUCCAAGUGACAGUUUGUAUUUACUUACCUGGGCGAAAGACAGCCGAACUAUUUGCUGGAACACAAAGACAAGAAAGAUUGCGGCUGAGUUACCUACUGGCCAAAAUUGGAAUUUUGAUGUUCAUUGGUAUCCAAAGAUGCCUGGAGUUAUAUCAGCAUCUUCAGUUGAUGGGAAAAUUAACAUCUAUAACCUUGAGGGUUGCAGCAGCUAUGGUACUGUGGAGAACAAUUUAGAUUCAGAUCUUUUAACAGCACCAAAAUGGUGAAAAUGCCCGGUUGGUGCAUCUUUUGGAUUUGGAGGAAAGCUUAUUUCGUUCAACAAAAAUCUCCCUGAGGCAUCUGAGGUUUUUCUGCAUACCCUGGCCACAGAACAAAGUUUGGUGAAUCGAAUUUCUAAAUUUGAAGCUGCAUUAGAAAAUGGAGAGAAGACUUCAAUUAGGGGUUUGUACGAGAAGAAAACAGAAGAGGCCGAAUCCGAGGAAGAGAAGGAAACAUGGGGAUUGCUGAAAAUCAUGCUUGAAGAAGAUGGGAACGCAAAGACGAAGUUGCGUACCCAUCUUGGCUUUAGUUUACCUUCUGAUGAAAAGGAUCAAACUGUUAACGAGCCUCAUGCUACAUGUUCUUCUACAAACGAGGAAGAAACUAAGAAAAUGCCAGAACCAGAAGGAGAGAGCUCUUAUCCAACAUUUGAUGAUGCUAUCCAACGUUCAUUGAUUGUGGGAGAUUACAAGGGAGCAGUGGCUCAGUGUUUAUCUGCAAAUAAGAUGGCUGACGCUUUAGUGAUUGCUCAUGUUGGUGGUACAGAAUUGUGGGAGAGUACUCGCAAUAUAUAUAUAAUGAGGAUGAGCAAUGCACCUUACAUGAAGGUUGUCUCUGCAAUGAUGAACAAUGAUUUAAUGACCUUUGUUCAUACAAGACCACCUAAAUCCUGGAAAGAAACACUUGCUCUCAUCUGCACUUUUGCAGAAGGAGAUGAAUGGAUAAGCCUCUGUGAUGCUCUUACCUCAAAUUUGAUGGAUCCUGGUUUUACGUUGGCUGCAACUCUGUGUUACAUUUGCUCAGGCAAUGUCGACAAAACAGUAGACAUUUGGUCAAGGAGCCUUGAAAAAGAAAGUGAUGGGAAAUCUUAUGCUGAGCGUGUUCAAGAUCUUAUGGAGAGGACUCUUGUCCUUGCUUUGGUAACUGGCAACAAGAGAUUCAGUGCGUCUCUACGUAAACUCUUUGAGAGUUAUGCUGAGAUAUUGGCCAGUCAAGGACUUCUUGCAACCGCUAUGAAGUUCUUAAAAUUUCUUGAGUCUGGCGAUUUCUCACCCGAACUUUCAAUCUUGCAUAAUCAGAUUGCUCUGUAUGCGGAACCUGAAGCUGCUAACACUUCUGCUUCAGAAAACACUCAGUCUAAAAUCUCCAUGCCAUAUCAAAAGAAAUAUUUUCUUCCAGCUCCAUUAAGCAAUGCUCAGCCAUCAAGAACUACUUUUGUUCCUUUGAAUCCUCCUAGAGAACUAAAGAACGCGGACCAGUAUCAGCAACCAACCAUGGAUUCUUAUUCGUUUAAUCGAUCCGCUGACCCAGCUUACAAUGCAUCACCCGGUCCUGGCUCACAUCGAUCCAUUCCUUCACAAGUUGGUCCAUAUAUUAACUCCAAGAUUCCCCAAACUGUUGCUCCACCAAUGGGACAUAUGAAUCCAACACACCAGGUAGCAAUGCAACCAGCACCUGUAGCUCCACCACCAACUGUUCAGACCGCAGAUACUUCCAAUGUACCAGCCCACCAGAAACCUAUUGUGUCUACAUUGACAAGGCUAUUUAAAGAGACAUUUGCUAUUAGGAGUUACUCAAGAGCUACUCCUGCCGAAAAGCGUAAGGUAGAAGAUAACUCAAGAAAGCUAGGAGCUCUGUUUUUGAAACUAAAUAGUGGAGACAUCUCAAAGAACGCUGCUGGAAAACUCACUCAGCUCUGUCAAGCUCUGAACAAAAAUAAUCUUGGUGCAGCUUUACAAAUACAGGUGGCUAUGACAAACACCGAAUGGUAUGAGUGCAGUUUUUGGCUUCCAACACUAAAGCAAAUCAUCAAGGGAAAGCAAAAUGUUCAGUGAAAUGGUGAAUUUUAUUUGUUUGGGUAUAAACUUACUACUAUAGCCACUAGGUUAUGUACUUAGUGAGAAAAGCAAAUCAGUUCUCAACCACUAGGUUAUGUACUCUUUUUUUUUUCCUUUUUUUUUUGUUCUGUCUCUUUUUUUGGGGGUCUUUGGAACAUCGAGAAAACCAGCAUUUGCUCUAGAAAACUUUAGAGCCAAGUAAUGUUAGAACUUAGAAGCCUGAGUUCAUGAGAAUGGUGUUAAUGGUCGUGGGUUCGAAAACAAUUUUGUUAUGCCGAAAGGUGGAUAUAUAUGUGGCCCAACUCUGUGUUUAGUCAUUGGCCUAUUUUAGUUA
Arabidopsis lyrata subsp. lyrata is the source of this 3407-nucleotide messenger RNA. Its product is annotated as protein transport protein SEC31 homolog A. Gene Ontology annotation, cellular component: COPII vesicle coat; endoplasmic reticulum exit site. The record is from RefSeq and is a predicted model, not a curated record. Gene Ontology annotation, molecular function: protein binding; structural molecule activity. NCBI's taxonomy places the organism in Eukaryota, Viridiplantae, Streptophyta, Magnoliopsida, Brassicales, Brassicaceae. Gene Ontology annotation, biological process: endoplasmic reticulum to Golgi vesicle-mediated transport; intracellular protein transport; endoplasmic reticulum organization.